This is a messenger RNA of Hylaeus anthracinus, 2481 nucleotides long. RefSeq lists its product as uncharacterized. Bases 221 to 2359 code for a protein of 712 amino acids. The transcript has 2 exons. Gene Ontology annotation, cellular component: nucleolus. The record is from RefSeq and is a predicted model, not a curated record. Lineage: Eukaryota; Metazoa; Arthropoda; Insecta; Hymenoptera; Colletidae. Gene Ontology annotation, molecular function: GTP binding.
AUUACCGACUAUUCCUAGGUUUAUUUCAGGCACGUGUACGGCAAUUAUCAAAACAUUCGAUACGAAAUGUUUUAUAGGUUAUGUGUAAUUUAUUAUUUCUUCAGACAUAUCGAACGUCAUUGCUGCGACAUAUAAAAGCGAAUUUAGAAAAAAGCUUAUAAUAAAUAACCGUGUAGUAUAAUAAUUACUAUAAACCAGAAGUUUAUAAAAAACAGCUAAAAUGGCAAAGUCACGCAUUACGAAUAAAGCUCCGAGAAAAGAGGGAUUCAAUCGUUCAGGUCACAGUAUGAAUCCUGAACGACCCACGGAAGGGCUAAAAGGCGUAGCUAAAGUUCGAUCGAAAGCAACGAUUAAAAGACUACAAAUGUAUCGUAAUCAAAAGCCCAAGCGUGAUCGUACAGGUAAAAUAAUUAGUCCAGCUCCAUUCCAAGGCUGGCAAGCGUCUGGUACUAUGACUCGCGUGGAACCUUCGCAAAGGUGGUUUGGUAAUUCAAGAGUGAUCUCCCAGAAUGCUUUGCAAAAAUUUCAAGACGAAUUAGGGAAAGCUAUGAAAGAUCCUUAUAAUGUUGUUAUGAAACCUAGUCAAUUACCAGUAACUCUACUUCAACAAAAGGCUGCAAACGCAAGGGUACAUUUAUUGGAUACAGAAAGUUUUGAUAGUGUCUUUGGUCCAAAGAAAAUACGGAAAAGACCGAAUUUAACAACGUCAACGUACGACGAGUUACAGAAAUUAGUAGAACAGAAAGAGGAAGUGUAUGAUAGGGAAAAGGAUUCUAAAGAUCUUGAUCUGGUACGUCCUGAUACAGGUGUAAGAGAUUUACAAAGAGACUGGGUUAUGGCAGCGGGACAGAGUAAGAGAAUUUGGAAUGAAUUAUAUAAAGUUAUUGAUUCUUCUGAUGUUAUUUUACAAGUAUUAGAUGCCAGAGAUCCAUUAGGAACUAGAUCUCCUCCGGUAGAAAAAUAUCUUAAAACUGAAAAACCUCAUAAGCAUUUAAUGUUCAUUUUAAAUAAAGUAGAUCUUGUACCAACAUGGGUUACACAAAGAUGGGUUGCAAUUUUGAGUGCAGAGUAUCCAACGGUGGCGUUUCACGCUUCGUUGACGCAUCCGUUUGGCAAAGGUUCCCUAAUAAAUUUAUUACGUCAGUUUGCGAAAUUACAUAUGGACAAAAAGCAAAUUAGUGUAGGUUUUAUAGGGUAUCCCAAUACAGGAAAAAGUUCAAUUAUAAAUACAUUGAAAUCAAAGAAGGUGUGUAAGGUUGCACCGAUAGCAGGUGAAACGAAAGUAUGGCAAUACAUUACUUUGAUGCGUCGUAUUUAUUUAAUAGACUGUCCAGGUGUAGUUUAUCCAUCGGCAGAAACCGAUACAGAAAAAGUUUUGAAAGGUGUAGUAAGAGUAGAACUUGUCCAAAAUCCAGAAGACUAUAUCGAGGAUGUUUUAUCGCGAGUAAAAGCAGAAUAUAUACGCAAAACUUAUAAAAUUAUGGAAUGGGAAGAUCACAUUGAUUUCUUAGAGAAAUUGGCUCGUAGAAGCGGAAAAUUGUUGAAGAAAGGGGAACCAGAUAUAUCCAUCGUUUCGCGGAUGGUUUUAAAUGAUUGGCAGCGUGGAAAAUUACCUUUCUAUGUAGCCCCUCCUGGUUUCGAAGAACCAUUAUCAAAUGCUACGAUUAUUAACGAGUCUCCUGUCGAAAAUGGUAACAUGGAACACGAAAAUAACGAUGCUAAUACAGAAAACACUGAAACUGUACAGAGCAAAGAACCAAAAAAGGUUCAGCUAGCUGUGAUACAGGAUUUUCGAAAAAUAAGGGUUGGUUUACCAUAUUCAAACGAGGAUAUUAGAAAUGACUUAAACUGUAACGAAUCUGUAGAUAAGGAAAAUAAAGAUAGAAUGGAAAGUAGUUUAGUUUUAGAUGAUAGUGUUAUCGAUGAAACUGAAGGCAAAUGUAAUAUCGAAGUUGACGAAGUAUUAUCAACGGAAAACAAAGAAAACGAUGAAAGUAAUAAAAGUUUGGAGGACGAGGAUAACGGAGAAAGACAAUCUUCUGAUGAUGAGAGUCGUCUCUCAUUAAAAAAGGAUACUUUGUUACAAAGUGCAUACGAUAUUAUAGAGGAGGACUAUGAUUCUAGCAGUAGCGAAACGUUUAACGCAAAUACUGUAUCGAGUAGUGGCGCGUUCAAAAUUUCCUCUGUAUCUUUCAAAACAGAGGAAUCUUUGAAAAGCAAAAAGAAAUUGACGAGUAAACAACGUCGAGCUAUAGAAAGAGCUAAUAAACGAAAGAAAAUUGGUAGCAAUUUUUACGAAGUUUCUAACGUGAAAAAUAGAAAUAGGAAUAGGAAAGUUCCAAAAAUCAAGAGAAAAUAGUUUACAAAUGUAUACAAAAAUUUCGACACUGCGUAUGUAAUCGUAUCGAAAAAAUAUAGACUUUAUUUAUACAAAUUAUUAUACAUGAACUCGUUUUAUUUAUUUGUAUUAUAUUUCUACAA